Molecule: messenger RNA, 384 nt
Organism: Propithecus coquereli (Coquerel's sifaka)
Lineage: Eukaryota; Metazoa; Chordata; Mammalia; Primates; Indriidae
Gene: LTV1
Product: LTV1 ribosome biogenesis factor
Exons: 5
Coding region: 1-384 (127 amino acids)
Biological process (GO): ribosomal small subunit export from nucleus; ribosomal small subunit biogenesis
Cellular component (GO): preribosome, small subunit precursor; cytosol; nucleus
Source: RefSeq, a predicted model, not a curated record
AUGUGCCUUCAAAGUAGUCAUGAACAGAAAAGCACUGGAAUUAAGUUGCCUUCAUCAGUGUUUGCAUCAGAGUUUGAGGAAGACGUUGGAUUAUUAAAUAAAGCAGCUCCGGUUUCAGGACCUCGACUGGAUUUUGAUCCUGACAUUGUUGCAGCUCUCGAUGAUGAUUUUGACUUUGAUAAUCCAGAUAAUCUGCUUGAGGAUGACUUUAUUUUUCAGGCCAAUAAGCCAACAAGAGAGGAAGAAGGAAUGGAUAUACAGAAAUCUGAGGAUGAGGAUGAGUGGGAAGAUGUGGAUGAUGAGAAGGGAAGAGGUAGAUUAGGCAAUGACACCAUCACAAUUGUUAAUUAUUUGGUAAACUGUGAAAACUGUGACUUCUUGUAA